GUGAAUUGAAGUCGUGCAGGCGCGAUAAGUCACAAAGGAUGUUGUAUUUCCUCCUUAUCCACGCUGCCAAUGUAUUUGUUUGUGCAAUAUGAUUUUUUCCGCUUAUCUUAAGAACACAACUAAAUUGUUUUUUCAAAAUAACUUUACAAUAAUUAUAGAGUGCUCGGUAGUAGCGCAACGACGUUCAAGCCCAGUGGGUAACGGUUUAUUUUGGGCAGCAAGCCUGCAGCGAACAAAGCGUGACGUGUCAAAAGAAAAAAAUUUUGUCUAAAAAUAUAUGGUAUUACGCGGUAGCAACGAAACACGUGAGAACUUAACACUAUAAAAAUGCAAUGGAUUAACAUUAACGUGUUGCUAGUGUUGGUGUUGUUGAUUCAACUCAAUGUCAACGCUGCACGCAUCAAUGCCAAACCACAUACCAAACAGCAUACGAAAUUUCUAAAAUAUCAGCAGCUACAACAAAAGCAUAAAAAGUUGGGACCACACGCGGUUGAACGUGCACACAAUGAAGUGACUACAACACACCGGAUACAACGAUUGCAACGAACGGAAGUGCCCCCAUUACAGUUGCCACAUGAGCACACGCAACAGUUGGCAAUCGACACGCUACAAUGUCCGACCGGUUGUGUCUGUCAGUAUGCGCCUUUUGCCGAGCUGUCCAUAUCACGUUGGAUACAACACAUGCAAGCGCAACGACCAGGUGCGGAGCAAGUGGACAAUAUUUGGUCUAAUGAGCGUGCGAGCAGCAACAGCAACGAGGCCACAUACGAAAACUUUGAUAACGACGCUAAUGAUGAUGUGUACACGAUAAAUCCUUAUAUGAAACAGGCUACUUGUAUACUGCAAGAGGAGAGCGACGUGGAGGACUUGAUACAGAAGUUGCCACAUGAUUUGCAUGCUUUGAUAUUGCUUUACACAAGCAGUGGUAGAAAUAAAAGCAUCAAUCUGAGCACGCUGAAGCCACUCAAUCAACUCACCACAUUGGAAGUACGCGGUGGCCUCAAUCGCUCCUUGCGCGUACUCUUCGAUCAAUCGCUGGGUUUUCUGCAAUAUGCCAAUUUCGAAUCGGUCACACUGUUGGGCAGUGAAGAUUACAAGCGUCCCAAGAAUUCCGUCCAUCCCAAAGAUAGUUACGAUUACAAGCCGCGCAGUGAAUCGUAUGACGAUUUGGAUGCUUUGGCUUUUGCGCCACUCGACGAUUACGAUGACAAUAUAGUGCCGUACGAUAUUUACAAACAGGAAUUGAUAAAAGCGCGCAUGCCCACAUUCUACGGGUGGGAGCAUUUGCAAGUUUUGCGCAUACACGGUUGUCAAUUGAACGAACUGCGUUGGGAGAUGUUUGACGGUCUGACUGCUUUGGAUCACUUAUCGUUGGAACGCAACGGUAUUACAGAGGUGCCACCAUUCUCCUUCUAUGGCGCUCUACAUAUACAAACGCUGUCGUUGGCACAUAAUUUGAUACACGACUUGCAUUAUCGCGCUUUAGCCGGUCUGCUGGAGUUGGAAGUGCUCGAUUUAAGCGACAAUCGUUUGGAUAAAUUGAGUGAACGCAGUUUUCCACCCUUUCCAAAAUUGGUGCGCGUUGAUUUUCGUAGCAAUCCCAUUAGAAAUAUAUUACCGGCCAGUUUUUGGGUUAUGAAUUCAACACUUUCGAUGCAUUUUGAUUCGCAAACAAUGGCGUUGCGCUUGAAAAACAAUCAACCUUUCGAAUCGCUAGUGGAGCUGCAGGAGUUGCAUAUUGGAAAUGUGUCAGUCGGGAAUUUGGGGCAAAAUAUGUUUAAGGGCUUGACAGCGCUGGAGAAGCUAACGUUGCAUGGCAACAUACGUAGCAUCGAGUUCGACGCCUUCGCAAGUCUACACAAGCUACGCGAACUUGAAUUGAGUCAUUGUGGCAUACAAGAGCUGUCAAUGGACGCUUUUAUCGAUUGUCGUGCGCUGGAAGUGCUAGAUUUGUCCUAUAAUAACAUCUCCUACUUUCCACCUGGCCUACUCGAUGAUCAACCGCAAUUGGAGGAAAUCUACUUGCAAGGCAAUCGUUUACGCACACUGCCACACACAUUCUUUCUGCGUCCGAAAUUGCGUUUAGCACGGCUUAACGAAAAUCCAUGGGAAUGUAGUUGUGAGAUGUACAAUUGGCGUCCCAAGAUUACUAAUCAAGUGCGUGGUCCACGCACGAAACGUUGCAUCACCGAUUAUACGACGGGUAAGCAAAUUUCAUGCCGACGUGUGGAUAGUUACGUCUAUGAGAAUCGCUAUGCACCACGUUGUAGCAAUCACAACGAACGUAGCGUCUUCUAUGUAAUACAUAAACAAUUGAAUUGUGCUCCUGGACGUGUGGUGCUAACUAAGAAGCAACAACAUUCACAUACGCCACAACAAAACAGCAUAUUGCCACGGCCGGGUGGUAAACAGCCUAUGCCACAUUGGCGUAAAAUUGAGCAGAGCAAAUUGAAAUUAAUGAAAAACAAAAACCAAACACAAGUGCACGCGGUCAGAGUGAUAGAUGGGCAGCCAAAAACCGUUAUUGCAUUGACACAAAGGAAUACAUUGACAUACGCAAUGCAACAGGAACGCGCCAAACGUGUGGAACAUGUUGCAGAAGAAGAAGAUAAUAAUAAUAUUUCAAAUGAUAUAUAAUAUAGAAUAAUAUAUAUAAAAAAAUGGUAUUUGUUGUACACGAACAAUGACAUCAUGUGAAUUUUGAAGCGCUAAAGUUUUGGUCUACAAGAACCUGAUAGAUAAGAAGCGAGCUUUGGUUGUCUUAAGUUAAAUAAAUAAUCAAAAAAAUUAAUUGUUAGAUUGUCAUAUUUUUAGUUUGUUAUAUGCAUUAGUUUAAGC
Molecule: messenger RNA, 2838 nt
Organism: Bactrocera latifrons
Lineage: Eukaryota; Metazoa; Arthropoda; Insecta; Diptera; Tephritidae
Product: insulin-like growth factor-binding protein complex acid labile subunit
Exons: 5
Coding region: 328-2637 (769 amino acids)
Molecular function (GO): protein binding
Source: RefSeq, a predicted model, not a curated record